This is a messenger RNA of Haliotis rufescens (red abalone), 1867 nucleotides long. Its product is annotated as cell growth-regulating nucleolar protein-like. The coding region runs from base 115 to 1155 and encodes 346 amino acids. Gene Ontology annotation, biological process: negative regulation of transcription by RNA polymerase II; rRNA processing. NCBI's taxonomy places the organism in Eukaryota, Metazoa, Mollusca, Gastropoda, Lepetellida, Haliotidae. Gene Ontology annotation, cellular component: nucleolus. The transcript is spliced from 7 exons. Gene Ontology annotation, molecular function: DNA binding. The record is from RefSeq and is a predicted model, not a curated record.
GCAAUGUUGUAAGGGUCUUUUUCAAUGAGGUAAGCGGCCCGAACAGACAGUGUUGUGCUUCCGGUUGUUUCCACACGUGUCGGAGGAUACGACGAUUCCUGAUUGAGCUUGACCAUGGUGUUCUUCUCCUGUAACGUGUGUAAUGAAGCCCUGAAAAAGAACCAGGUGGAAAAACACUGCAUGACAAAAUGUCGGAACUGUCAGUCAGUGUGUUGUAUUGAUUGUGGCCAGGACUUCUGGGGAAAUGACUUCGAGAAGCACACCAAGUGUAUCAGUGAAGACCAGAAGUACUCUGGGAAGGGGUAUGUGGCCAAAGUCAACAAGGGCGAGGCCAAGCAGGAUCGAUGGAUAGAGCAAGUCCAGUCAGCAAUAGACAACCAGAAGGGGGGCAACCCCCGACUACGAGGCACCCUGGAGAGCAUCAAGAACUAUCCCAACAUUCCACGAAAGAAGAACAAGUUUGAGAAUUUCCUGAUGAACAGCCUACGGAUCCGUGAUCCCAGUUUAAUCUCCCAGCUGUGGAAUGUGCUCAUGGAGGAGGCCAUCAAGAACAUGAACCAAGCCGCUCAAGACAAGCCGCAUGACAAUAAGUUAGCAGGUGGCGCUGUGCAAAAUACUGAAAAUACAAACGCUCAAAAUGGUGUCGGUGAAAAUGGACAUGCAGAGAAAGAGCAGAAAAUGAGUAAGAGAGAAAAGAAGGAAGAAAGGAGGAAAAAGAUGAAUAAGAAGGAGAAGAAAGACAAGGGUGAAGUGGAUGAUGAAGAUGAGGAAAUAACAGACGAGCAGGUGAAAAAGAAGAAGAAGAAGAAACGGAAACACGAGGAAGAGCAGGUUGAGGUGAAGGGAAAGAAGAGGAAGAGGGAGGAGGAAGAAGAGGUGGAGGAAGAACCAAAUGAGCCUGAAGAAGAAGAGGAGGAGGAACCUGUUAAGAAAAAGACAAAGUUUGACUGGGAAAAUGUCAUCACUGAAGUGUUGACGUCAAAAGGGGAAAUUGCAAUCAAGAAAUUGAAGAAGAAAGUGAUAUCCGAGUAUCUAUCACAGAUGGGGGCACCAAAGUCGGAGGAAAAGCUGUGGGCCAAGUUUGAGAAGAAAGUUUCCAAAAACCCAAACUUCAAAGUGUUCAAAGAACGUGUUAAGCUUGUAGCACAGACGUGAUACAAAUUUCUGUUUUAUGAUGAUAUCAAUAAGCCUACACUGUUAACAUGGCCAAUGAAAAAAUAACAUUUUUAACAUGUUUAGAUACAGAUGAGUUAUCUAAAGACUCGAGGCAAGAGUGUAGACUGUUUUAUGGUCAAAUUGAAUUUAUUUUUUUAAUAAGGGCAAAGGAAUUGUUAUUCUUAAUAAUGAUACCCAAAAUAUCAUGUUCAAAAUAAUUUAAACUUGAAGAUGUGGAAAUGUAUACCAUCAUGUUAUUUUGAACAGCUAAAUCCAUGGCAAUGGAGCCAAAGUACAUGAAGACUUUAUCAAGCUGGUCGACUUCUUAGCAGUGCUGGUAUACUGCUGAGCAUUGUAUCUGUGUAAUAGUGAGAAAUAAUUCUUGAGUGUACAAUGUAUCACUUUUGUUAAUUGUGAUAAAUACCCUGGACCCAUUUCAAUCUCUUUUAUCAUUUGUGGAUCCAGAGAGGGGUUGCCUGGUGCUCACCUCCAAAAAAACUCUCUUGCAUGUGUUUCUAGAGUCAUUAUUGACAAGGCCACAAUCAGUUGAAGGUCUAAAGGGAGGUAACUGUGUAUCACUGUUCUACUCCUGUCAUCUUUCACUAAACAUGCUAAAUGAUGUUUCUUUUACUUAUUUCUGAAAUGGAAAUAUUUGUUAUGUCGUUGAAAAGGAAUGGUAAUAAAGUUGUCUACAAAGAAGAAAAUUGUAUCA